UAGACUAAACCGCACUGUGGAUUUGGAUUCCCUGUUAGCGAUGAGGAAUGGGGAUAUCUUGGAGUCGCAACUGCUGUUGCCAGAGGUCAUACUGGAAGAGGCGAUAGAUAGAAGAAGGAUGGACACUAACGAUAGGUUGGUGCAGCAGGCAGUUAGGAAAACGUCUUAACAGUCAAGCUACUCCUUUGGAGGGGAGACAACAGCAAAUAUCUCGGAAGAAGACAGUGAGACAUAACAUCCCUAAUAGAGCCACAAGACCCUCUUCCCCAAAGAGGCUAACUCAUCGGCCCUUUCUCAAUAGAAACAACAGAGGGAGGGGGAGUAGGGGAAGAGGGCGAGGCUCAAGAAGAUAGGAUGGGCGCCUCUCAUCACUCGGCCACACCAGUGGGGGGUUGCCUGGCAAAUCACUGGAAGGUGUGGCAAGAACUAGGGGCAGAGCAGUGGGUGGUGGAUGUUCUCAGGAUCGGGUAUUUGAUUCCGUUCGAGGUAACCCCGCCCCUGACAGAUCAACCAUUACCCCACGUCACUUAUGCCCACAAAUCUCAGAAGGCCACUAUUCUGCAGGACGAAGUGAAGAAGAUGAUGGAAAAAGGAGCUGUGCAACAAGUAUGCAGUCCGACAAAAGGCUUCUACAGCAGGAUUUUCCUGGUACCCAAAGCCAACGGGGAGUGGAGGACAGUAAUAGACCUGUCAACGCUGAAUCUGUUUAUAAGGAAAACCAGUUUCAAGAUGGAAACUCCGAAAACGGUUCUACAAGCAGUCAGAAUCGGAGACUUUAUGCUGACAGUCGAUCUAAAGGACGCAUACUUUCAGAUACCAGUCCAUCAGUCUUCAAGGAAAUUUCUCCGCUUCAGUCUUGCAGGGAAAGCUUUCGAGUUCAAGGUCCUGUGCUUCGGAUUGACAACGUCUCCUCAAGUUUUUACAAGAGUGUUCACCCUCGUGUCGGCGUGGGCGCAUGCUCAGGGGAUCAGGCUAAUAAGAUAUCUGGACGAUUGGCUGGUGAUAGCAAAGUCCAGGGAGAAAUUACUCAGGGACAGGGCGGCCCUCCUGCAGCUUUGUCACAGCCUAGGUAUUGUGGUGAAUCAGCAGAAGUCGCAGCUGGUUCCAAGUCAACGUUUGGAAUAUCUGGGAAUGGUGAUAGACACAACACAAGCCAAAGUAUUCCCGACAGACCAAAGAGUAGAGAAAUGCAAACAAGUGGUGAAUGCCUUUCUGGGAAAGCAGACACAGCCAGCAAGACAGUGGCAGGUGGUGCUGGGAAUCCUAACCUCCCUGGAGAAGCUAGUACCACAAGGAAGGCUACACCUUCGGUCCCUACAAUGGAGGAUGAAGGAGUUUUGGUCACCAACAGUAGAUCACCCGUACGAGCAAAUUCCCUUGUCGGCAGAAGUGAGGAAAGACUUGCUGUGGUGGGUGGACGACGACAAUCUGACAGUGGGUGUCCCCCUUCAACAAUCCUCCCCAGACCUCUUGCUGUCUCGGAUGCGUCACUAGAAGGCUGGGGAGCCCAUAUGGAGGAGUUGAUGGUGUCAGCAAAAUGGAGUUGCAAGGACAGAGAACUCCAUAUAAACGUGCUGGAGUUGGAAAGCAGCUUUCCUGGCUCUACAAGAAUUCAGGGAGAGAGUAAAGGGACACUCAGUGGUAUUGAUGUCAGGACAACACCACAGUAGUAGCUUAUAUAAACAAGCAAGGAGGCCUAGUUUCUCGGCAGUUACAUGUGAUGACAGUUCAACUUCACCAGUGGGCUAUAGAGAACCUGGUAGACAUCAAGGCCAGGUAUAUUCCGGGAAAAAGAAACAUAGUGGCCGACAAGUUGAGCCGCAGGGAUCAGAUUCUGGGAACGGAGUGGUCCCUACACCAACAGGUAGUGGACAGGAUGCUCAUGUUGUGGGAAGGACCGAUCAUAGACCUAUUCGCAACCAGGUACAACAAAAAGUUGGAAGUGUAGUGUUCUGUAGUCCCGGACGCAGAGGCAGUAGCAGAAGAUGCGCUACAACACCCCUGGGACAAUCUGGACGUGUACGCAUUUCCUCCAUUUUGUCUAAUCCGUCAGGUUCUGAACAGGGUAAUGCGGUCUCAGAACCUCAAGAUGACCCUGGUAGCCCCGUUAUGGCCGAAAGCAGAGUGGUUUCCAGACCUACUGGAACUCCUAGUAGAUGUGCCAAGAGAGUUACCUCCAUGGAGCAACCUUCUGUGUCAGCCUCACGUGGAGAGGUACCACCAGUCGGUGAAGUCCCUAUCACUUCACGGGUGGAGACUGUCAAGUAUCUCCUCCGAGAGCGAGGGUUUUCGCAGAAAGCAGCAACUCAGAUGGCAGGUAAUAUCAGAAAAUCAUCUGCGACAGUAUACCAAGGGAAGUGGUCAGCAUACUGUGAUUGGUGUCGUAGAGGGAACGUGUCUCCACUCGGUACCACUAUUCAGCAGUUAGCAGACUUUCUGAUAUAUCUCAGAACAGAAAAACAUAUGUCUGUAUCUGCAGUGAAGGGGUACAGGGCUGCUCUAGCCUCAGUCUUACGAAUGAAAGGAGUGGACAUAUCGUCUUCAUGGGGAGUUGGCAUGCUGAUGAGGAGCUUUGAACAGUCAUGCCCACCAAAGGAGCUAAAAGCCCCAGAUUGGGAUCUGACCAAGGUACUGAGUAGUCUGACAAAACCCCCCUACGAACCACUAAGGCAGUCCACGGAUAGGAGCCUGACCCUGAAGACAGUCUUCUUAUUGGCCCUGGCUUCACCAAAAGGGUGGGGGAGCUACAUGGCCUCUCAUAUCUCAUAAAGCACUCGAGAGGUUGGAGAUCAAUGGUGUGUGAGUUUGUCCCAGAAUUCGUGGCAAAGACCCAAAAUCCAACAAUAGUAGACGGCAGAUUCGACUCCUUUACCAUACCUUCCUUGGCAGACUUUGUAGACAACGACAAAGCUGAAAUGCUCCUGUGCCCUGUCAGGGCACUAAGGGAGUACUUAAAGAGAACAAGGCACCUCAGGCCGGGGUGCCAGAGGUUGUUCGUAAGUACAGGACGGAACAAGAAGGAAGUGUCUAAGAAUACAAUAUCAUUUUGGCUAAGGGAGACGAUCAGAGAUGCUUAUACUGCGGAAGACAGAGGGUCAGAUAGCCAGGUGGGAGCUAGAGCUCAUGACAUCAGGGGUGUGAGUGCUUCCCUUGCAUUUAAGAAGAACAUGUCUGUGGAUAAAAUUCUGAAAGCUGGCGUGUGGAAGCGCCAAACAACUUUCACCUCAUUUUAUUUGAAAGAUGUUGCCCAUAGAUCCUUGGACAACUUUUCCUUGGGUCCAGUGGUGGCGGCCCAACAAGUGAUAUAGUUCAUCCAGUGCCCCUGGCGGGUCAGUUUUGCGUCUAGUCUAAGAUGAAGGUAUGAAAGUAGAAUGAAUGGGAUGACUGGUCUUUUUUCUUUACUACUUUCUUCCUACUCCUUUAACUACGGGCAAUAUGAAGGAGAGUACCGUCAUGUGCUGGAACGGACUAGAUGCAGGUGAGAUGGUCAGCCAUACUGUGAAGCUAUCUUAGCUGAUGAUAUACUUUUCAGUAGCAACACACCCCUCUGGAUAAUAAGGAAAAGAGGGGUGAAGGUGGAUCCAGUCGCAAGGGACAAGAGUAAACAGUAGAAUGGUAUCUACACCCAGUGGGAGGAAACCAAUAGAUCCGCUUAUAUCUUUGGUCCUAGGUUCAUUGUCCAUUCUCUAGAAUUUCCCUAUAUAUUCGGAAAUGGAUAAGGUGGCAAACUCCCAGUCAGUUGUAGAGACUUACCUCCCUCCAAUAGUAAGUCUAUCCUAAUGUUAAGACCGAAGGUUUGUUUCGUGUAUGAACAAAAUACCAAAUUUGUAACUAAUUUUUAUUUUUCAUAACUAACAAACCUGAGGUCUUAACAGUUAAAGGCCCACCUCGAACCACCCCUCUAGCAGUCUAAACUGGGUUAGAAAUAUAACUGAUGGGUCACAGGUAGCCGUGGGCAUUCUGGGUAUACAUGCCCCGUGACCUGGUAUAGAUGCCAUUAGUCCCUGGAUCUCACAAGUGUAAUUUUCAU
Molecule: messenger RNA, 4030 nt
Organism: Macrobrachium nipponense
Lineage: Eukaryota; Metazoa; Arthropoda; Malacostraca; Decapoda; Palaemonidae
Exons: 2
Coding region: 609-1670 (353 amino acids)
Source: RefSeq, a predicted model, not a curated record